Mycena citricolor is the source of this 1568-nucleotide messenger RNA. NCBI's taxonomy places the organism in Eukaryota, Fungi, Basidiomycota, Agaricomycetes, Agaricales, Mycenaceae. The record is from the annotation of a GenBank genome assembly.
CGUGUGUCGGCAUUCGCCGAAACCCCAAAGUUUUGGGCUUGUCAUUAUUUAACAGUGGGGUCUAGAUCGACUCUUUCUCCACAACCCCCAUGUCGUCCGUAUAUCCUCGCAAGGCCUCGCCACCCAUGGCCGAUCCCGUGGACAUUCCGGAAAUCGAGAAUUACGUCUCCCACACUCUCAAGACGACGAAGCCGUUGCCUCCCAUCACUUGGAGCAACCUGCUGAACGAACUCAACUGGCUCAAUGUGGCCAUUCUCACUGUUACGCCCGUCAUGAGCAUCAUUGGUGUCUGUACGACUAGAUUGCGAUGGGAGACGGCGCUUUUCUCUGUGUUUUACUACUAUUUCACGGGGCUUGGAAUUACGGCGGGUUAUCACCGUCUCUGGGCCCAUCGCUCGUACAAUGCCGGAAAGCCAUUACAGUACUUCUUGGCUAUUGCUGGUGCGGGUGCCGUCGAAGGGUCGAUCAAGUGGUGGUCCCGGGGCCAUCGUGCUCACCAUCGCUACACCGACACCGAACUCGAUCCUUACAACGCCGGAGAGGGCUUCUGGUACUCUCACAUCGGCUGGAUGCUGCUCAAGCCCCGCCGCAAACCCGGUGUCGCUGACGUCAGCGACCUCUCCAAGAACGAAGUCGUGCGCUGGCAACACCGUCACUAUCUCACUCUCGUUGCUGUCUUCAGUUUCGUCGUCCCCACGAUCAUUCCUUGGCUUUUGUGGAACGAUGCGCGCGGUGGCUAUUUCUACGCUGGCUUCGCCCGGCUCUGUUUCGUUCACCACUCCACCUUCUGCGUGAACUCUCUCGCGCAUUGGCUUGGCGAUUCUCCGUUCGACGACAAGCACAGUCCUCGUGACCACAUGUUGACUGCGUUUGCUACGAUUGGCGAGGGUUACCACAACUUCCACCACCAGUUCCCGAUGGACUACCGAAACGCGAUCAAGUGGUACCAGUACGAUCCGACAAAAUGGUUCAUCUGGGUCUGCCAGCAGCUUGGCUUCGCGACCCACCUCAAAGUUUUCCCCGACAACGAAGUUCGCAAGGGCCAGCUUACGAUGCAGUUGAAACGUCUUCGCGAGACACAAGAGAAGCUGGCGUGGCCAACAGAUAGCAACGAUCUGCCUGUUAUCUCAUGGGAGUCCUUCCGAGAACAGGCGGCUAAGCGACCGCUCAUUCUCAUCGCUGGCUUCAUCCAUGACGUAGCCUCGUUCAUCGACGAGCAUCCCGGUGGCGCGCAUUACAUUGUCAAGUACAUUGGCAAGGAUGCCACCACAGCGUUCUUCGGGGGUGUAUAUGACCACUCGAAUGCUGCUCACAACUUGCUGGCAAUGAAGCGUGUCGGUGUUUUGCACGGUGGACUACCUCAGGGCGUGGACGAGCACGCUAUCCCUCCCUCACAGCGGCUGAAGAUCGCGCGGUAUUCUGAGCUCAGUUCACCAAAUUGCAGCAGCGCUGUCUCUGACAACGAGGAGGGAUUGUUGAACUGAUUCGGGCGUGGCAAAAUAAUACACAUUCGUCAUUCAUAGAGCGUAGGAGCACUGGGGUGUUGUGUUGCAAUGCAAAUGUUCUUG